GCUGGUUAGUCUGGUUUCGGGUUCCGGCUGCGUCGGGCGUGCGUGCAGCUCGCGGAGACUAUGGCGUCCGGGCCUCACCCGACCUCCACCGCCGCCGCCGCCGCCUCGUCGGCCGCGCCGAGCGCGGGCGGCUCCAGCUCGGGCACGGCGACCACGACGACGACGACGGGAGGGAUUCUGAUCGGCGACCGCCUCUACUCGGAGGUGUCGCUCACCAUCGACCACUCGCUGAUCCCGGAGGAGCGGCUGUCGCCCACCCCGUCCAUGCAGGACGGGCUGGACCUGCCCAGCGAGACGGACCUGCGCAUCCUGGGCUGCGAGCUCAUCCAGGCCGCGGGCAUCCUCCUCCGGCUGCCGCAGGUGGCGAUGGCGACGGGGCAGGUGCUGUUCCACCGCUUCUUCUAUUCCAAGUCCUUCGUCAAGCACAGCUUCGAGAUUGUUGCCAUGGCCUGUAUUAACCUUGCAUCAAAAAUCGAAGAAGCUCCCAGAAGGAUAAGAGAUGUGAUCAAUGUAUUCCACCACCUCCGCCAGUUAAGAGGAAAAAGGACUCCAAGCCCUCUGGUCCUUGACCAGAACUACAUUAACACCAAAAACCAAGUGAUCAAGGCUGAACGGAGGGUGCUGAAGGAGCUGGGGUUCUGUGUCCAUGUCAAGCACCCCCACAAGAUCAUUGUAAUGUAUUUACAAGUACUAGAGUGCGAACGUAACCAAACCCUCGUUCAGACUGCCUGGGUAGUCCCUGAUGGUAAGUCAUAGAGCUCUGCCCUCUGCACUUCAGCCCAUGACCUCAGGAUGGCCUGAUUGGCUGCCCUGCUCUCCAGCCAAUCCAGUGCAAGCUCUCAUCCGAGAUUCACUGAAGUGGUCCAUAUCCAUCUGGCAGCAUCUUCUAGUUCUGUCGGGGUGUCAAAAGGAUUUGUAUAUUUGCUUCUAGAAGUAACUAUUCAACAUGCCUGUGUAUUUAAUGUAUACCUGUAACUAUCAAAAUGAAUAGUUCAUUUUUGAUAUUGUCCAGCGAUUAUGCAUUAAAAUUGUUUUUUGUUUUUUUGUUUUUUUAAUUAGAGGUUUGACUAAAUUUCUACUUAGGUGUGUAUAGUUGAAUUCUACUGAAAGAGGCUACAGCCUUCAGCUUUAAAUGGGCAGCAGUCCCCAUUUUGGGUUGAUUUACAGAUGCUGGGCUGUUGUAGGCAAUGAUGUUACUAGAAGGACUUCAUUUCUAAGAAAGAGAAGUUCAUAUUACCUGACUGCUACUGUUAAUUUGGAUCUUUGCGAUUCAGGUACAUGAGUGACUGUCUACAGUCAAGCCAGGAGGUGUGGUUCACCCAUACCUCUUUCACAAGACUGUUGAUAUGCAAGAUAAGUGAUUUUAUGUUCUGGACAUUUCCAGCAAGAUACCUUUUGGAUUCAGUAAAUAUUAGUAACGCUAGAAUAGCUUCAUUGUUUCAUGAAAUGUGUGACUAUUUUAAUGUGUUCAAUGAAACAUUUAUGGGUAUAAGAAUUUUCAAGAACUCCAUUAAUUCUAGUUCAAGCUUUUAAACAACUGUAGUAAGUUCUGUAGAGGGUGGGCUCGGAUGAAGUCGUUUACUGUUUUUGUUGGGGGAAAAAAAGGUAUGUAAACUAGAGCUUUAAUUUAUCUUUACCACUGUUCUUUUCUUUCCUACCUAGGGUUUUUGAAGCAAUUUUUUAAUUUAAUGUAAAUUGGUGGGUUCUUGCUUAAAAUGCCUUUUUACCCCUGUCACAGUAUUUUGAAUUUUUGAAAGAACUUGGUUGACACUGCUUUUCAUUGUGGAUAAAGGAGAGAUGGUCAAUAAUUCAUGGCUUGAAGUAUUGUUGGAGUGGUUUAUGUCAUUAAUGAAGCUUAUGUCAUUAACGAAAAGUCAGUUGACUUUUAAAACAUUACAUUAAAAGAAAGUCUUAAGGGUAAGUUUCAUUUGGACAGUAAUAAAAAUGACAGCUUUCAUCCUACAUAAGAUAACUCAAGAAUGGCCUUUGUACGAAGUUAUUGCUGAUUUUUUUUUAACAAGUUAAUUAUAUGCUAGAGUAUGAAGUUGUGAAUAUAGAGAAGAAAAAAGAAUGAAGUAGAUUGAGUCUCCAACUUUAUGUAAGCUCCGGCUUGUUUGUGUGCACAGCUUACAGUGAACAUCUUUUUCA
Messenger RNA from Dipodomys spectabilis (banner-tailed kangaroo rat), 2148 nucleotides. It is a transcript of the gene Ccnl1, whose product is annotated as cyclin L1. Gene Ontology annotation, cellular component: nucleus. The record is from RefSeq and is a predicted model, not a curated record. The transcript is spliced from 6 exons. NCBI's taxonomy places the organism in Eukaryota, Metazoa, Chordata, Mammalia, Rodentia, Heteromyidae. Gene Ontology annotation, biological process: regulation of transcription by RNA polymerase II. Gene Ontology annotation, molecular function: cyclin-dependent protein serine/threonine kinase regulator activity. The coding region runs from base 61 to 756 and encodes 231 amino acids.